CUAAAUGCUUAACCUCACUUUUUUGUUUUGUAAUUUGUGUUAGCACGUGAAAAUAAUUCAUCUUUAGAAAUAACCCAAAGAAUGGCAAAGACAAAAAAUAAGAAGAAAAAUCUCGCAGAGCACAUCAGCGAUAAGAAAAAAUCAAAAAAUGCCAAAACCUUAAAUCCCUUCGAAAUGCACAUAAAUAAAGAGAAAAUUAAAGUACUUGGUCGCAAGUUGAAGAACGACAGGGGUCUUCCCGGCGUGUCCAGAGCGAAAGCUCUCAAGAAACGAAAGGGAACGCUUUUACAAGAGUUUAAACUUAUGAACAAAUCUAAUAAAUUCAUCGAUAAACGUAUUGGCGAACAUAAUUCUGGUUUGUCCGAAGACGAUCGUGCCAUGGCACGUUACGCUGCUGUAAGGUUUAAGGCUCACAAGAAAUCGUCAAUAUUUAACCUUGCCAAUGACGAAGUUUUGACUCACAAAGGACAAACUUUGAGCGAAAUCGAGAAGUUCGCCAACACAAGGUCCGACGAUGAAAGUAAUGCAGACGAAGAUACCGGUAGGUUAGAAUCGGAUUUCGUUGAAGAUGCACAUUUCGGCGGUGGUGUUCUGACUAAAACGGGAAAUGAGGGUUUCAAGUCGCACAAGGACUUAAUUAAUCAGUUGAUAGCGGAAUCGAAAAAACGCAAGGCCGAGAAGCAGAAGGCGAAGGAGCAGACGCUCGAGCUCACUGAGAAAUUAGACGAGGAGUGGAAGGAUCUCAUUCCGCUCGUUAAUAAUAGUUUCAAAAGGGUAGCCGAAGUGCAGGCUGACAAAUCGGAGGUGGAUGAUUACGAUAGGAUUAUGAAGGAGUUGAAAAAUCAACCUCGCGGUUACGCUACAGAUCGUUUGAAGACUGAGGACGAAAUUGCCAGGGAGGAGAAAGAGAAAUUGGAGCAAUUGGAAAGGGAGCGACUAAGUAGAAUGAGAGGGGUUUUUGAGGACGACAAAUCUGAAGCACCGAAGCAUCGUAGCGCUGACGAUUUGGAUGACAAUUUCGCUUAUGAUUUUGAACCGGAGGUUACAUUAUCAUACAACGAAAAGGGGGAGUCGAAUGUACCUGUAGACAAGGAGAUGAGAGUUGAGGUGGAUGGUGUUGAAGAAGAGGAGGAAGAGAGUGAGGCGGUUGAAGAAGAGGAGGGGGACAGUGAGGCGGUUGAAGAAGAGGAAGAUGGUGACGCCGAAUCAGAAGAUGACCUUUCUGAUUUGAAAGAGGAGGAUAGUUCUAGUGACGACGAGAUGAAUGGAGACAAUGAGGACAGUGAUAGAGAAAGUAGUGUGACUGACAAUAUAAAAGCAGAUUUACUGGUCCGGAAAGAAAUGAUGGAGAAAGCUAGGGAGGAGCUGCCUUACACAUUCACUCUUCCAAAUUCGUACGAAGAGCUACAUGAACUUCUACACAAUAAAUCGGCAGAGCAUCACUGUGUUAUAUUGGAAAGGAUGAUCAAAUGCAACCAUCCUAGUUUGGGGGAAGCUAAUAAGGAGACUUUAGGACUGCUAUUUGUGUACCUUUUGCAAUACAUUGACGACUUGAACCUAAAUUCUGACAUUGUAAACUGUUUUAAAAUCUCCAAUUUUUUAGUGCCUCAACUGUUUGAUCUUGCACAGCUUAAUCAAGAGAACGCCCAACAGGCAAUUUCAGAAGUGAUUAAGGAAAAGCAAAGGGACUAUCGAAAGAACAAAAAACUAUUUCCCAGCUUAAACGUUUUAAUAUUUUUGAAAAUUGUGAGUUGCCUUUUUCCAACAUCUGAUUUUAGGCAUCCGGUUGUCACGCCGACAAUUGUCUUCAUGGAUCAAAUGCUGCAUAAUUGUAGGAUAAGGUCACGAAGAGACAUCGCCUAUGGAUUGUUCCUGGUGACGUUGGUGUUAGAGUUUACAGCAUUAUCAAAACGCUACCUUCCAUCCGCCACCAAAUUUCUCGCCGGAGUGCUCCACAUGGCCAUUCCAAAACCCUGCGUGAAGCAAAUAAAAGUUCUUCCGCCUUUUCGUUCCAUCUCCAGCCAUCUUGUUUUAACUAAACGAACCACAACGCUAACCACUACGAAGUUAGAACUGACCGAUUUAACCGAAUUGGAUAUAUCCGAGGAUUUUAAACAGAGAAGUCUACAGGUUGCACUGCAAUUAGUAUCGGAAUUCAACGAAAAUUUCCAUGAGUUGUCGUCAAACUGCGAAAUAUUUUCUCCGAUUGAGGAAUAUUUGGGACAAAUCCCCACUGCAAAUUAUACACCCGAUUUGAGACAGUUGCUGGGGGAGAUUCUGGAUAAAUUGAAAUCGAAUCACGAUAAGAAACUGUACUACAUUGUCAUGCAGGCGAGCAAACCAAAGGCGCUGAGAUUAUACGAGCCGAACAUUCAGAAAGUAUAUGAUGUGAAGAGCAGGAAGAUAAUGUCCAAGGAAAAAAUGGAACGCGCGAAGCUGCUGCACAAGAUUAAGGUGGAAAAGAAGGGCGCCCUACGCGAAAUCCGCAGGGAUAAAGCGUUCCUGGGACGUGUUAAAAUUAAGGAACGCAUUGAAAGUGAUAAGCUCCGGAAAGAAAAGGUUAAGAAAAUAUUCGCCGAGGCCAACAUUCAACAGUCAGAACUCAAUUCAAUGGACCGCAAAAAUCAAAGGCGAAGAAAAUAAACGUAAUGAUUCGA
Photinus pyralis (common eastern firefly) is the source of this 2657-nucleotide messenger RNA. Its product is annotated as nucleolar protein 14 homolog. NCBI's taxonomy places the organism in Eukaryota, Metazoa, Arthropoda, Insecta, Coleoptera, Lampyridae. The record is from RefSeq and is a predicted model, not a curated record. Gene Ontology annotation, biological process: maturation of SSU-rRNA. The coding region runs from base 82 to 2643 and encodes 853 amino acids. Gene Ontology annotation, cellular component: small-subunit processome; nucleolus; Noc4p-Nop14p complex. The transcript is spliced from 4 exons.